AUGUUAUAUUUCACACCUAAACUGCUGACUGAGUCUGGAAAGACUUCAUACAGUUUAAGGUCACCACGCCUGAUCAACUACAUCCCACAGGUUCAGGUGUCCCGGUCCAGAGAGAAGAGGACUGAUGUCUCUGAGGAGGAGCAGCCGUCCUGCUGUGCUUUGUGUCAGGACGUCCUGAAGGAUCCAGUCUCUAACAGCUGUGGACACUGGUUCUGCAGACAGUGCAUCAACCAGUUUUCCUCAGGAGACUCAUGCUGUCCACUGUGUGGAGAAACAUCCAGAUCAAUGCUCAUUGUUAAAUGUGAACAUCAGAGCCUUGUGAAGGAGAAAUGUGAACGAGUAACUGAGGGACCCGAUGAAACAGGAAGCGGAACCCCCCUCAGCAGGAUCUAUACUGUGCUCUACCUCACAGACGAACUGAGAGAGGAGGUUAAUACCCAACAUGAGGUGAGGCAGCUGGAGACAUCUUCCAAGAUGGAGACCCUCCAUGACUCUCAAAUCAAGUGCAGCAACAUCUUUAAAGCCUCACCUGGCCAACAGAAACCCAUCAGAGUCGUUCUGAUGAUCGGCGUCGCUGGCGUUGGAAAAACCUUCUCAGUGCAGAAGUUCUGUCUGGACUGGGCCGAGGGGUUGGAGAACCAAGAUGUCGAUCUGGUGAUUCCUCUUUCCUUCAGGGAGCUGAACCUGAUCAAAGAUGAGCAGUACAGUCUUCUGGAGCUGCUCCGUGUUUUCCAUCCAACAUUACAGGAGGUCCCAGCAGACCAGCUCGCUGCCUCCAGACUUCUCUUCAUCUUUGACGGCCUGGAUGAAAGCAGACUUUCACUGGAUUUCAACAAGAAGAAGGCUGUUCCUGAUGUCACACACAAGUCCUCAGUCAACCUGCUGUUGACAAACCUCAUCCAGGGGAAGCUGCUUCCCUCGGCUCUCGUCUGGAUAACUUCCUGACCUGCAGCAGCCAAUCAGAUCCCUCCUGCGUAUGUUGACAGGGUAACAGAAGUACGAGGC
Etheostoma cragini (Arkansas darter) is the source of this 1005-nucleotide messenger RNA. Its product is annotated as NLR family CARD domain-containing protein 3-like. The coding region runs from base 1 to 945 and encodes 314 amino acids. The record is from RefSeq and is a predicted model, not a curated record. The transcript is spliced from 4 exons. Lineage: Eukaryota; Metazoa; Chordata; Actinopteri; Perciformes; Percidae.